UCUGCAACGUGGACCAUCAGAACAAAGCUGGCUAUACUGCUGUGAUGAUUACUCCCUUGGCUUCCGCAGAGACCGAUGAAGACAUGGCUGUUGUGUGGAAACUCUUAAGAGCAGGAAAUGUGAAUAUCCAAGCUACUCAGGGAGGCCAGACUGCGCUGAUGCUGGGAGUCAGCCACGACCGGGAGGACAUGGUCCAAGCGCUACUGAGCUGCCAGGCAGAUGUCAACCUGCAGGACCACGAUGGAUCGUCGGCCCUCAUGCUGGCCUGUCACCAUGGCAAUGCCGACCUGGUACGGCUGCUCCUGGCACACCCGGCCUGCGACAGCAGCCUGAUUGACAAGGCUGGCCGCACAGCUUUGUCCAUCGUUCUGCAGUCACCCACCCAUGUGGAAAUUGCAGGGCUUCUGCGGGCCCACGCGGAGCAGGGCAGGUCCCUGGGGAUGUAGGGGCUGUGGAAGAACUGGCAGCCGGGAACAAAAGACUCCUUCUCUGGACUCCUCCUUCACCCUUAGAGAGGGCAGAGGUCAUGGCCAGAGGGCCGCCCCUCCAGAGAAGAAACUAUGUCAAAUAUGCACAUACAUUCCUGUUGUGUAAUUCUGCUCAGUAGGAUGCUUUGUAGUUUUUGCCUUAGGCCAAGCCCCCAAACUACGCGGACUUCAGAGCAGGGUGCAGGGUGCAAGGUGUGGGGUGCAUUGGUGUCGUCCAAAAAUCCCAAACAUCUUCAGCCUUGAAUUCCUUGUGACCCUCCCCUUUGUUGCACUGUGUGACAAGCAGGCAGGCAGGAGCACAUUCGCACAAUUAGAAAAGCAAUACUUUUUACGUGGAAUUUUAAAGUACAGUCCUUUUUUUAAAAACUCAAGUAUAUAUAAAUAUGUUCCACUGAAUAUGCAUGUCUAGAGAGGAUGGGAGGGGACUUAAGCAGGCACCCUGUAAACCAUUCUCUAGAAGACACGAGGAGAAUCACCGCACACACAGGAGAAACUGCACAAGCCCCAUUUGGGGCCUUUGUGUAGAUGGGGUUGUCAGAGAAAUCUUAAAUUCAGACAAGGUAUGAGGAAGCGUUUUGGCAUCAACACCAGAUAUAAGUCUUGACUAUUUUCUGAGUCAUCAAGUUACUCCAAUUUGGUCUGGGGAAAUUGGAAUUAAUCAGAAAAUCCAGUCCAACGAAGCAUGCCACAGAGUCCAGUUAUAUCAGCUAUUGUGAACCUGUGAAAGAAACACACGAAUCAGAGCAAGCUUCCUCCUGGGAAUGGGCUGUUGUCAUCCAGAAUCCACCACGCUUCCUCCAUAGCCGCAUCCACAGCCUCAUGGUAAUCCCCGGCACUUCCCUUCAUAGCCCCUAGGAGCAAACGUGCUCGGAGUGUUCUGAGGCUCCUGCCUGCAGAGCCUUCAAGCCUGGGCUGCAGCCAGAGCAUGUGAGACAGGCAGGGCAGGGCAGGGCAGGGCCCUCUCUGCACUGACAUCUCUCUCUACCGGACAAUUCUUUCUUAAGCUUCCAUAUUCUCUGGGGCCGCACGUGCAUGGUUCAUAAUCAUAGCUCACACAAGGUUAUCUAUGAACGUGUUCUUUCUUAAAAUCUCCUAUGCAAAAAAAAAAAAAAAUCCCCCUUAUAUAAAAAGAAGAGACAUCAAAGUUUGGUGAGGCUCACUGGAAACCCAAAAGCUUGAGUUCUUCUUGUGGAUUUUGCUUGGUGCCAAUUUGCUUGGUGCCCCUUGGGUGACUCAGAAGUCUCCUUGGGCCUCAGUUCCAUCAUCUCUAAAAACAGAAACCAUCAUACAACCUACCUCCUGGGGGUGCUGCAGAAGGAACAGCUGAUAGAAGUUUUGGGAUCCAAUUCGUAACCCAUAAAGGCUGUCUACAGAAAUGGUGCAGCAAAUUUCCUUAAGCCGUUGUGAUUCAUGAGAGGCUCAAAGUCCCAGAGCAGGAACAGUGACAUGUGUUGAGACUGCUCAGAGGUACAGAGAAUGGAGCAAAUAAUGAGCUAAAAAUGUUUUAAAUGGGUUUAUUUUGACCUCAAAACAUAACGUAAGAGCAGAAACUUACAUUAAUGUUCUAGCCCAGUGCUUUGCAGACAUUUAUGUGCAUACAAAUCACCUGGGAUCUUGUAAGAAAGUGGCAGGUCUGGGGUGGGGAUUGAGAUUCUGCAUUUGUAACCAGUUCCCAGGGGAUGCUGAUGCUGUUGGGCCAGAGCUACACUUCAAGUAGCAGAGCUCUGGCCUGUCCUUAUUGUUUGUAUAUUAAAAUGCUGCCUCUCAA
This is a messenger RNA of Galeopterus variegatus (Sunda flying lemur), 2256 nucleotides long. Its product is annotated as KN motif and ankyrin repeat domain-containing protein 4-like. Gene Ontology annotation, biological process: negative regulation of actin filament polymerization. The transcript is spliced from 3 exons. The coding region runs from base 45 to 446 and encodes 133 amino acids. The record is from RefSeq and is a predicted model, not a curated record. Gene Ontology annotation, molecular function: protein binding. Gene Ontology annotation, cellular component: cytoplasm; cytoskeleton. NCBI's taxonomy places the organism in Eukaryota, Metazoa, Chordata, Mammalia, Dermoptera, Cynocephalidae.